Messenger RNA from Atta colombica, 1216 nucleotides. RefSeq lists its product as uncharacterized. The coding region runs from base 68 to 1216 and encodes 382 amino acids. The record is from RefSeq and is a predicted model, not a curated record. NCBI's taxonomy places the organism in Eukaryota, Metazoa, Arthropoda, Insecta, Hymenoptera, Formicidae. The transcript is spliced from 5 exons.
AACCGUCGACGACCGGGCAACGUUGUCUUUCGAGGAUUCGCUUCGCAAACAUAACAGAAACUUGAUAAUGGAGUCCGACGACGAGGAUAUAUUCGCUAUUAGUGACGAAGAUAUGGCCUUGCCGGCUCAAACCGAGCCGGUGAAUCCUGUCGAGGAGCAUUUAUUGAAGCAGCUCGCUGAUAUCGAGGAUAGGAUCAACGUUACGACGAGCGAAAUCGCUGAAACGAAAACAACCAUUGCGUGCGUUUUGAACGCUCUAGAAUGGCGCGCACUUCACGGAGAGGAUGCGAACUCGGGCUCGGACAACGAGAUGUACACUGCCGAAGGAGUACCUAUGAUAAAGAAACAGCGACGCAGCAGCACUAGUAGCCCAGAAAAACUAUUGGAAGUAAUCUCACUAUGGCAAUGUGUUCUUCAGGAUAAAUGGAUUAUUGGAGUAGAAUUGUACAACAGAUCCUGCUGCACGUUGCUUAACCCCAGAUAUUAUCCAUACGUGUUAUCCACACCGGACGAAGAGAUUUUCGGCGAGUCGAUGUUCUGGAAAUUAAAAGAAGGACAUUUUUUCCAUUCGGAAAAAAUCAACUGGAUCCAUCCCGGAGCCGUUGUGGCGACAAUGGUGCUCGAUCUACCAACGUUCGAUCAGGAGCCUGUCAUCAAGUGCUGGGGUAUAAUCUCAUACGAGAUCGAUGAGACACAAUUCCAAAUCCCUCUGCCAACCACUGAGCUCUCCAUCGACGAAACGAUCAAUAGUUCAUGUAUAAGAUUUUUAAAUGAAAACGGACGCAGUGCGAUAUUAGCCUUGAAAAGCACAUCUACCAUAGAGAAAAUCUUUAAUAUUCAGACAGACAAUCAAGAUGAUCGAAACGGGUUCGGCAAUAAAUUCUUUCGUUUCUUGAUCGCAAGAACCUUUACAAAAGUUUGGGACAAUGUUUUCUUGGUGAAAGAACAUGGUUGUCUGAUGUAUUGUUUGGUCGAGAUACAAUCGAUUGAUGUCAACAAAGCGAAUAUCAGGAUCUUUGCCAGAUCUGUCAAUCAGCUGAAUAUAAUAUUGCAUCUUCUACAAGAUGAAUUUCCGGAUGUAUCUGUUGCGGAGGAGACAGAUGAUUGCGUUGAGGCUGCGAAGGCUUUGAUACACGAGUUGGAGAUAAUUCGCGAUCAAAAAAAUAUCCUCGAGAUACAAGAAGCGAAAGUGAUAACAGACUUGCUUAUUCCUUAA